AUGGAUCAAGUUGCUCAUGAUGAGAAUGCAUUGUUUUAUGACAGUCAACAGGAUACAGUUUCUUCUCUUUUUCAUUCGAGAAUGGUGAAUGGUGCUACGGAGAGUGAGAAGGGUCGACAAGUAUCUGUACACGAUGAGACUCUAAUCGAUGAAACGGGUGUACUUCAUACUACUGCUCAUGAUGGUAGUAUUCAACAUGCUAGACGAAGACCUCAACCAUUGAAUAUCAGUAAAACUAGAAGGUCAAGCGAUGGUCAUUCAACCGUCUCGACAUCAAACGACAAGCUUACUACUGGUACAACAGCAGCACAUUCUGUAGCCAACAUGGGACUUGCAUUGUAUGAGAAUGCAGUUCAUGCACUCACGACUACUUCUUUUACUGGACUAGAUGAAGAGUUGAUGUCUUCGCCAAGGAUUCUUCGAGAGCGACGUAUUAUGGAAUAUAACGUUUCUGAACCAGAUAAAAGUAUCAAUGAUUCCAUCUCACCAGUAUCAAACUCGAAGCAUAUAAACGAGAGCAAGUAUCGAUUAUCUCCGCCAUCUCUUAUACCGGUCAUGAUGCAACCAUCAUGUGUUGCAAAGGAUGAGCUAUUGGCUUCAGAUUUGAUGAAUCGGCACGAUAUGAUGGCUGAUCAUGACAAUGACACACCCCAUCGUGAUGCAUCUCAAGACACUCUACUUUCACCACCUUGCUUGUCUUCACCUCACUUGAUUGAUCAUAACCGAGUGCAUGCAUCAUGGACCGACUAUGAUGUAUACGCUGCCAAUCCAACCACAAAUUGCAUCAAUCAAUACUGUGUUCAUGCCCGACAUAUGCCAUCAUGGUAUAAUGAUAACGCAUUUAUAUACUUGGGAUAUAGAAGAAUUACCAAUUCUUAUGCAGGAUGCCUCAAGAGUUUAUUCUACUUGCAUAACGAAACAGGCAAUGUGUACACGCACCUGAUUGGAGUCGUGUUGUUUUUUGUAGUGGUUGUCAUUGGAAUUGUGAAUGGGAUCAACGUAUCGUCAUGGAAUCAAAUCACAGAGAAUGACCUUCACAAGUCGGAUGGUUUGGAACCCAACGUAUUGAUACCCCACACGGUGGAUCUUCUUUUAGGAACGUCGCGUCCAUCACAGCAAUGGCUUUGGAAAGAUGCCAUGGUGUUUGGUGUUUUUUAUGCUGGUGCCAUCACAUCGUUUCCUUUACUUCAUGCUGCAAGUAUGCAUGGCGCUCGUACUCUCUAUCAUACUGUCUCGUUUGAUUAUAUCAUUACCAUGGGUGGAAUGUAUCUUUUGGGUGCCUUUAUUUAUGCUUAUAGAAUUCCUGAAAGAUGGUUUAAAAAUAUGUUUGAUAUUUGGGGUCAUUCUCAUCAAAUUUGGCAUUGCUUGGUACUCGGUGCUGCUUGGAUCCAUUAUUGCGCUGUGGUGAGAAUGUUCGAGUGGAGAUCUCUUCAUGAUCCAUCCUGUGCUCAUGUGUCAUUGUAA
Messenger RNA from Batrachochytrium dendrobatidis JAM81, 1464 nucleotides. RefSeq lists its product as uncharacterized. The record is from RefSeq and is a predicted model, not a curated record. The transcript is spliced from 2 exons. Bases 1 to 1464 code for a protein of 487 amino acids. Gene Ontology annotation, molecular function: signaling receptor activity. Gene Ontology annotation, cellular component: membrane. Lineage: Eukaryota; Fungi; Chytridiomycota; Chytridiomycetes; Rhizophydiales.